AUGCCUGGGCCCGUGCGCUUAGAUCUACAGGUUGUAGAUUCUGCUCAUCUUCCGGUCCACACUCCAACAAUAAAGAGAAAGGAAUAUCACAGUAGCAUCCGCCUUCCAACUAAGAGUAAAAGCCACCGGUUUUUCCUCACGUCCUUCACAGCCCCCACCAAGUGUCACCAGUGCACAUCUCUGAUGGUGGGUUUGAUAAGACAAGGCUGUGCCUGCGACGCAUGUGGGUUCUCAUGUCACACAACCUGUGUAGAAAAGGCUCCCAGACCUUGUCCAGUGCCUUCUCAGCAGAAGAAAGGUGCCCUCUGUCUAGACGCACAGGCAGGCAUGGGAACAGCCUAUGAAGGCCGUGUCUGGAUCCCAAAGAAGGCAGGGGCAAGGAAGGGAUGGCAGAGAGCCCUGGCUGUUGUCUGUGACUUCAAGCUCUUCCUGUACAACAUGGAUGAAGAAAAAGACUCCAAACCCAACGUUGUUGUGAGUCAAGUGAUUGACAUGAGGGAUGGAGCAUUUUCUGUCAGCUCUGUCUGGCUCUCCAAUUUUAUUCUUGUGAGGAGAAAGGAAAUGCCCUGUGUGUUUACAGUCAUGGCUUCGCAGCUCUCGGCGCCUCGUAACCGGUACUCGGUACCCAUCCUAGCAGACAGCGAGAACGACAAGUGGGAGUGGGUGCGAGCGCUGAGGGACCUGCACAAGACGCUGAGAAAAAGCCCCUCCAGAGACCGCUCAGUCUAUGUGCUGGAAGAGGCUUAUGACAGCAGCCUGCCCUUGAUCAGAACCAGCCGGACAGCUGCGAUCAUAGAUCACAAAAGAAUCGCUCUGGGAAAUGAAGAAGGGUUCUUUGUCGUGCACAUUACCAUAGGUGAAAUUAUUCGGGUUAGUGACAUGAAGAAGAUUCAUCAGAUUGAGCUCAUUCCUCAUGGCCAGAUGGUUGCGGUGAUCUCCGGGAGAAGUCACCACGUGUGGCUGUUUCCCAUGUCAGCUUUGGAUGGACGGAAGACUGACACUCACAAGCUAGCAGAAACAAAAGGGUGUCAGACAAUGACUUCCGGAACAGUGUGCCAAGGGGCCCACACAUGCCUCUGUGUAGCAAGGAAAAGCCAAGUCUUUUGUUAUGAGCUGUUUCAGAGCAAGAAAAUUUCUCACAGAAAAUUUAAAGAGCUCCAGAUCCCAACCAAUGUCCAGUGGCUGGCCAUCUUCAAUGAGCAGCUUUGUGUAGGAUUCCAGUCGGGGUUCCUGAGAUGCCCCUUGAGGAAAGAAGGAGUCCCAUACAGGAUGCUCCACUCACAGGACCCGACACUAUCGUUUAUCGCACAUGAGCCCGUGGACGCUCUUUGUGCCGUCGAGAUCUCCAGUAUUGAGUAUCUGCUAUGUUUUAAGAGCAUUGGCAUUUACACUGACAGCAGGGGCCUCCGAUCUAGGCCAGUUGAGCUUAUGUGGCCAGCAGCUCCAACUUACUGCCGUUACAAUGCCCCAUAUCUCUCCGUGUAUAGUGAAAAUGCAGUGGACAUCUUUAAUGUGAACUCCAUGGAAUGGAUCCAGACUGUCCCUCUCAAGAAGGUUCGACCCCUAAAUAGUGAAGGAUCCUUAAAUAUUUUACUUUCAGAGACAAAAAGAUUAAUAUAUUUCAAAAAGAAAAUGACAUAUGGAGAAGAGACGGUAUUUCCUGAAACAUCAGAUAAUCAUCAGAAACAAAUGGUCCGGCACCUCCACAGCAAGCGGCAAUAUUCCUUCAGAGUUCCCAGAAGGAAGGGGCGUCUGCCCAUGGGGCUCUGA
Molecule: messenger RNA, 1770 nt
Organism: Neogale vison (American mink)
Lineage: Eukaryota; Metazoa; Chordata; Mammalia; Carnivora; Mustelidae
Product: serine/threonine-protein kinase MRCK alpha-like
Exons: 12
Coding region: 1-1770 (589 amino acids)
Biological process (GO): peptidyl-threonine phosphorylation; actomyosin structure organization
Cellular component (GO): actomyosin; cytoplasm; cytoskeleton
Molecular function (GO): protein serine/threonine kinase activity
Source: RefSeq, a predicted model, not a curated record